AAGCAACUGCCUUCACCUGCAAACCAACCCUUCUCUCAUUCCUUAUCCCCUCCUCCACCUCUCUCUCUCUCUCUCUCUCUCUCUCUCUAGCCAUGGCUUCUGCAACCGCCGCUCUCCUGAAGCCACUGUCAAUCUCCGAAACCUGCCUCGCCGCCGUGCCACCCGCCCGCUUCGCGCAAAAAAACCAAUACCCAGUUCUCUCACUCCUCUCAAAACCCACCAAGCUCGCACAAAUCUCCUGCUCCUUCACUCCCUCUCUCUCCUCGUUUCUCUCUCUAAAGCACAAGUCUUUGCCUCUCCUCCGCGUGGCUCAGACCUCCGACUGGGCUCAGGAGGAGGAAGUAAAGGAAGAGGCCGAAAGCGCUGAGGGGGAGGGAGCAGAGGAGAGCUCCGGCGACGGAGUUUUGGCGGUCGGCGAAGAGGAAUACUAUCCCGAGCCGCCGGAGGAGGCCAAGCUCUAUGUGGGUAAUUUGCCUUAUGAUGUUGACAGUGAAAAGCUUGCUAAUCUUUUCAAUGAUGCUGGAGUUGUUGAGAUUGCUGAGGUGAUUUACAAUAGGGAAACUGAUCAGAGCAGAGGAUUUGGGUUUGUGACUAUGAGCACUGUCGAAGAAGCUGAGAAGGCUGUGGAGUUGUUCCACCGUUACGACAUAGGUGGGAGGGCUUUGACUGUAAACAAGGCUGCGCCUAGAGGGUCGCGCCCUGAAAGGCCUAUCCGAACGAAUGAACCUUCAUUCAGAAUCUAUGUUGGUAAUCUGCCAUGGCAAGUGGAUGAUUCUCGUUUGGAGCAGGUUUUCAGUGAACAUGGAAAGGUGGUUAGUGCCAGGGUAGUUUAUGACCGCGAAUCAGGGCGUUCCCGCGGGUUUGGUUUUGUUUCAUUCUCUAGCGAGACAGAAGUGGAAGAUGCCAUUGCUGCCCUUGAUGGACAGAGUUUGGAUGGCAGAUCAAUCCGAGUAAACGUUGCAGAAGAGCGACCAAGGCGUGGCUCGUUUUAAAUGUAAGAUUGGUGCUUAGUUUUGGGAGAGGAUCCUGGCAGCUUGUAUUUCUUCUUUGACAAGAAAUUUUUUUUAGGGAGUUGAUGUUUAUACAGAUAGGUUAUCAUUCUGUCUUGUAUCUCAAGCAUGUCGAAAACAUUAUGGCCUGUAUCGUUCUCACGCUUAUCAAUCCAAUGCAAUUCCGUUCUCAUCUGAUUACGAUUACUGGA
Molecule: messenger RNA, 1201 nt
Organism: Malus domestica (apple)
Lineage: Eukaryota; Viridiplantae; Streptophyta; Magnoliopsida; Rosales; Rosaceae
Product: 28 kDa ribonucleoprotein, chloroplastic-like
Biological process (GO): chloroplast rRNA processing
Cellular component (GO): chloroplast thylakoid membrane
Molecular function (GO): mRNA binding
Source: RefSeq, a predicted model, not a curated record